GCGUCGCAUGGUAUACCCAUUACCUAGCAGAGUUUGGCCAAACAAACAUAUAAUUCAAAGACGAUAAUAAAAAUUAAAAUAGAAAAAGACCAGCAGGUCAAUGCGGCUAAGGCUGGUCAAUGUCGCUAAAUUCAAACAAAGCACCUCGGCUUUCCCCGGCAGCCAAGUCAGUUCAAUCAUAUCCUCGUCCUCAGCAAACGGCCCUUCAUUCAGGGCCAAAUAGCAAUUGCAAUAUGAAUGCCGAAUUGCCGGCUUAUCUUCUUGAGAGAAAGCUGUGGAACUUGAAGAAGCUUGUCGAAGAUGAGAAGAGUGCAUGCCGGUCGCUGAUAGACCGCAUCUCACAAGCCGUCAACAUCCUGGAGCAGAUCCGUAACUGUGCGAGGAUCGCUAACCCUUGCCGAUCAAGCAACUUGCUCCCAGAGAACGUGGAUGAGAUUUUGGCUACAAUACGCUCAUUGGACGAUGCAACCGAUAAGUUCCUGCUGGGCAGAGCAAAAGAAUGCAACGGGCAUUAUCUGGUGGCUUGCUGGAGCAACAAUUGCUUGGCCCGCCGGUUGGGAUGGUUCAAGAAGGACAAUUGAGCAGAUAUUUCCAGCUGCCACCAUGGGUGCCCAGUGGAAUAGUCCCCCUCUGCCCUUGCCUGACAGGCAACCCCCAGAUGACUUGACAAACAUCCGUCGACAUUGCAGCUAUAACUGUGAUAAUGGCAACAAUCUGAUGCCCACCCAAGAUGAGGCUCGCCAAGGUAUGUUCAAUCGGUUGGUCUACUCAAAGGAAAGCCGUGUCCUUAUCCUAUAUGGCAGGAGAGGCGCAGGCAAGACAACACUGAUGAGGUAUCUCUAUGACCGAGGAGACAUUAUCAAAGAUUACCCGUGCCGUGCUUGGGUUUCUAUACACGAAAACCUCAGGUACAAGGACAUUUUACUCGAAAUGAUAGGGCAGGUUGGCAAAAGCGGGACAGUAAUAGACCAUAUGAAAGAGGAAGAUAAGCUUGUUGUAGACCUUUUCAAAUUGUUAAGCAGGUUUAACCGUUACCUGAUAGUCUUGGAUAAUUGCACUCCCAAGAUUUGGCCCAAGCUGAUGGAAUGCUUGCCGAACAAGGGCGACGGAAGCAGAGUCGUCAUCACCACCUCCGAGCCAAUACUCGGGUUUAUGCAGAACCAGGGCAACAUAAAACAGCGGGAGCCCACUUUCAUGUCAGUCAUAACGAUAGAUGAAUUGAAGGCUCGUGAAAAGUGGAAAUUUCUACUCGAUCUGGUCAGGGAGAAGUCGUUAAAUCAAUAUGACCAAGAACUGGAGGCCUGCAUACAAGAGAGCUCACCACGGGCAUCAGUUUUUCUGGCCGGAGCACUGAAUACUCAAUGGCAGGACAAUGUUCAGCACUCUGUCGAAUCAAUUAAAGCUCGUGUGGAAGGAGCUUCCGACCGAAACCUGUCCCUAGAGGUGACCCUGAAAUGGAGCUACCAUAGCCUGCAUCCUCUGGUCAAGGCCUCUUUCCUUUUCUUGAGCAUCUUCCCCGAGGGAAGUGAGGUCCCAUUGCGCAGAGUGCAUUACCUGUGGCUUUCGGAAGGUUUCCUAGACAACGAUGAAACGAACAGAGAAUUGGCUCCACACCCGAUGUCACCCAGACAGUUGGCCAGGGUGCUGUUUGGAAUCUUAGUCAACAGAAAGUUGGUUGAGGUAACAAAGUGGAAGUUAGACGGGAGCCCAAAAAUGUGCCGAAUUCCAAUCUCCGUGCACGAUUUUGCCUCUGAAACAUUGAAGAGCACGAGCCUUUUCAAUGUCUAUAACCAUUCAGUGAACGGGGCGCCUUUGGAAGAGGGCUCCUGUGUCAGGAGGAUGGUCAGCCACCAGGAGAGUGAAAUCCCGAGGAUGUCCAUGCAUCAUCAUCUCCGUGCAUAUGUGUCCUUCCACAAGAAAGCCGGAGGGAAACUAAAUGAAGAGAUCAAUCUCCACUUGAAGACACUGACGGCGAAAUGGAGCUUGCUGUUGUUGAAGCUGCUCGAUCUGGAGAGCGUCUACAAGCCAAAGUUGCCCGACUCCAUUGGGAAAAUGCUUUAUUUAAGGUUCCUGGGGUUAAGAUCAACUCUACUCGAUUCUAUCCCAACUUCUAUCAGUAAGCUGCAGUGCUUGGAGACCUUGGACCUGAAACACACAAACGUAACCAAUCUACCCAGUUCCCUCGUCAAGUCCAAGCAGCUCCGACAUCUUCACGCGAAAGAGGUACCGCUAGAUGCCUUCAUACCAGGGCUUUGUCAAUACCAUUGCCUUCCAUGCGCUUGUGUUAACUGGCAGCAGUCUUCUUCAAACCUCGAGACCUUGACGGGCCUGUACAUAGGCAGCAGCAAUGUAGAUGUAACCAGCAGCCAUCUGUUGAGUAACCUACAGGAACUGGAGGUUACUUGCAAUAUACAGAAAACCACAGUCAUUGAGCAACUCAUCUCGGAAAUGGUUUUCCUCCGGUCCUUGAAGUUGAACUCUACUGACACUGCCCAUCAAUACUCUUUCAACUUAUCGGGCCACAGGAAUCUAGAGAAGAUAUACUUGCGCUGCAAGUUAGAACGUGAAGGCAAUCAGCAGGAACGGCCCCCUACUCGUGAGGGUGAUCGUCCACCUCACCCACUUGAAGGUCGAUUUCCUUUGGGGCUCAGGGAACUUACCUUGUCGAUGUCUGCACUGGAAGAGGAUCCCAUGCCAAUUCUCGGUGAGCUGGAUUGCCUCGUUGUCCUCAAACUCUUUGCUAAAUCCUACAUGGGAACGGAAAUGAAAUGCAAGGGAUUCCCUAGACUCCGCGUUUUGAAAGUGUGGAAGCUCCCUCAACUUGAUCUGUUGACGAUAGAGCCAAGGAGCAUGCCCUGCCUCGAAGAAAUGGAGAUCAGAAGAUGUCACAAAAUGCAAAAGUUAGUCGGAUCGGAGAAUCUCCAAAGCACCAUCAAUGUGCUUGUAUUAUGCGACAUGCCCAAAAAGUUCCGGGAGGAAGUCGAGAAACAGGAAAUAAUUCAGAAAACAACCAUAAAACAAACCUCCGAAGAGUGUGAUAACGAGGAAGAACCUGCACCAGCUCAUCCUGCAGGUCAAGCGUAGCUGUAGAACUGCAGAUAUAUCGAGCGGUGUGUUACUCAGCAUCAUCUGUUGAAUUUUAACAUCACGAUCCACCACAAAUCAAAUGAACAAUUUGGAUUUGUGGGCGUACCGUGGUCUACUGAAGCUCGAAUUGAUACUUAAAAGCAUGGGAGUGCUACUGCCGACUGAAUCUUUACUCAGCAUGGAUCAAUCGAGGAGUUCUUUCCCUUUCUCAUUUGUGCUGUUCAUCUUUCAGUUCAAAGAGUUUUUUCUCUGUUUUUCCUUCUUUUGUUUAAUAUGUGCACUGCCACUGUUAAUAUCGCUUGAGCAUCGCUUGGUCCUGGUGAGGGCUGAGAAGGUGUUUUCAAUGAGUUAGGAGUCCGUGCACUGUAAUGUUGUACGUUGUUCUGUCUUAUGUAUUCAUGGAGUAGAAAACCAUGGAAACUAGCCGGGUUAAACCAUGUUUAAU
Molecule: messenger RNA, 3532 nt
Organism: Punica granatum (pomegranate)
Lineage: Eukaryota; Viridiplantae; Streptophyta; Magnoliopsida; Myrtales; Lythraceae
Source: RefSeq, a predicted model, not a curated record